Molecule: messenger RNA, 315 nt
Organism: Wallemia ichthyophaga EXF-994
Lineage: Eukaryota; Fungi; Basidiomycota; Wallemiomycetes; Wallemiales; Wallemiaceae
Exons: 2
Coding region: 1-315 (104 amino acids)
Source: RefSeq, a predicted model, not a curated record
AUGAAGUUUGCUUUGAUCGCAUUGGCAGCUGCAGCAAGUGCUGUGCCACUGAACAGACGCCAAGACAGUCAUGUCACUACGUCUAAUCUUGAUAAGCUGAGAGACGAGAACAAUUCACUUCCGGAAAGUGGAGUAUACAGAUUAGAUAUUGUGCCAGGCAGGAAGGAGGGAGAAUCUAGUAUUGAGCUGGUCCCCGAUGAGAACGGUAGUAUUAUAUUUCAAAACAACGAGUCAGAAGGCAUGUCCAAGCAUGGCAAUGGUACUGCAGUUGUAGAUUCCCACAAAGAGGAGGAAGAAGACCAAGACCAAGACUGA